Molecule: messenger RNA, 2127 nt
Organism: Botrytis cinerea B05.10
Lineage: Eukaryota; Fungi; Ascomycota; Leotiomycetes; Helotiales; Sclerotiniaceae
Exons: 1
Coding region: 194-1639 (481 amino acids)
Source: RefSeq, a predicted model, not a curated record
GAGUAGUCAUCUCUGUAAAAGUUGUGUGCCUUGUCAUUCGUUUAUAUCAUCAAUUUCGACAUUGCCAUCCGAACAUCGCUAUUCAUAGCCAUAUUCCCGAAGGCUUUAUACUCUUCGUUGCCGCACUUGAGAUCAAUCAUACUACGUAUGCCAUCAUUUUCGCCACGGCUUCACUCAUUCAGUAAUAGACAUCAUGUCGACCUCGAAAGCAUUGCCGUUGAGUUUGGGCUUUUUGGCAUUGACAAGUGAGACUGUCAUGCUCAUUUUUAACAUCAUCUUCUCGGCCACCAUCUCGAAACAUAGUACGUCAAGCAAAGCAAGUGUAUCAACUUACGUCGCGACCGUUCUUGGAGUUGUCACAGAAGCAUUACUUGUGCUACUGGUAAUUAGGCAAAUCAAGUAUCAAAACCACAUCCAAGACCGUGGAAAUGGACGAAUAAGAAUAUAUCUUUUUGCUGGACUCACCUCCAUAUUUACUGGAUUAUCGGCAAUAGCCACAGCACUAUCGUUGUCCUUAAUGAGGCAAAAUUUGUCUCUACUUCCCAAGAUAAUUAUUUCCUCCCCGGCGCAAUCGAUGACGAUGGGUGGAUUUGUUAUCUGGGCAAUAUCGUUGGCUUCGCAGGCCGUAUUUCUUAUUUGCUUAGUUGUAAUUCAGAGGAAAGACUUUCAUCAACAAAUUCAGCCAUAUAUCACCGAAUCGGAAGCACACAUCUCUUCGGAAAUGCAGCAGAGAUCACAACCCCAGAGCCUAAACGAAGGAUCUGAGUAUGGCAGGAAUGGCUCAAUAGAAUCGAAGAUUCAAUGGUCAAACAGUGGACGAUCUCGAUCAGGAUCAGAUCCAAAACGUUCGAUGGGCUCGUUCCGAUCAUCGAUUUCUCAUGUUGUACGCCCGAUCACUUCAAAGACUCGACUUAUCCAUUCCAACAGCCAACGCAGUAAUCAAUUCCGACCACCUUCUAUCGACUCCACUUAUCGCGAAACGACUGAAAGGGCCGAGGAUGACUUUGACUCAUGGAACACAUCUGGUGUAGAUGCGCAAUCUAGACAAGUGAUUGAAUCAGCUUCACCCAGUCCUCCAAGGUUUCUUGAAACAAUUCCCGCUAGUCCGACUGGCAGUAGAAGUCCAAGUCCAGGGUUUCCAUUAGAUCUUGAACCACCCAGGCCAACACGAAGCCGAAGUUAUAGUCCAGCUGCGAGUAUCAGGAGUGAGAGAUCGCUUUAUCGAGCGAGGCAAGGGGCGAUGAGUCCUGAAGGUACAAGGGAAGAAAACAUCCAUCCAUUAUUUAGAUCCGACUCUCCUAGUCCAGCACCUGCUGCAACAGCCGAAACCAUCAUAACCGCCGCCCCGGGAGCUGGGUCAAUUACCUUGUCGGAUGUUCACAGUAUUCGUUCAAUAAACCGAUUAAGAAGCGAGAGUCUACCUCCACUCAUGCAUAACCCUAGCUUGGAUAGCAUCCGACGAGCGAUAGAACAGGAGGAUAUGGGAAUAUCUGAAGAAGUCGAAGGAGAGCGUAGCCUGACACCACCCAUACCGGAAUGGAUAUUGGGAGCUGGACCACGGACCAGUAUGUCCGAAUACAAUCGCAAAAAGGCAAUGUCGUUGAGUAAAGUAGGGAAACCGGACACGACAGAGUAUUGAACAUUGUAAUAUCGGAACAGAACAGGGUGUUCCAAAUAAUGUUUCAUGUGGGAGGAAAAAUGAAAAAAAAAAGAGGAAAAAGUCCAUGGAGGAAACGGACAACAGGCUAUAAGCUGAACGAAUUUCUUUGCUCAAUCAAGGCGGAGAUGGAAUGGCAUGUCAUGACGAAACCGAUACCAUUUGAUGUAUUAGCGCGGCGUUGAAUUUUUGAAGUUAGAUAGGUAUACCUUAAAUUUUAACGAAAUGGAUGAAUGAUUUGGAAAGACACAAAAGAUGAUUAUGUUCUGUUGUAGUGAAUGAGUGUGUAGAUGGAUGUGACACUGAACAAACUUUUCCUUUGGGUAGUGGACAAGAGAAGAAAGAUGUGGCAGUACAUGCCGUGAUAGAUACCUAGAUAGUAUAGCGAUGGCAAUGAUGGACAUAACAUAUAGGUAACCUUCUCAAUUGACGGCUCAAUGAUCAAUAUAUGCAUCGAGGAUGUAGACACA